UUCACAAUAAUACGCUUUGUUCUGUGCCUGACUUUCAAGGACCACGUAGUGCCUGACACUGGUCACUGCUUCUGUUUGCACGCACUAGGAGCUGCUGUGAGUGCAACUAGCUUUCAUAACAUGCCUUGACGGGCCUGGAUCCCGAACACCGGGGAGACAGAGCAGGAUGAGCUCCUUUACGCUCACGAGCGACGUUGUCAACUAUCUCAUAUAUCGCUACUUACAAGAGGCUGGGUUUACGCACUCAGCGUUCACGUUCGCGAGCGAAUCCCUAGUGUCUCGUACCAACAUCGACCCCAACAAUGUGCCUCCGGGCUCACUGGUCACCUUCAUUCAGAAGGGGCUUCAGUACCUAGAGAUAGAGGCGAACCUCGACGCGCCGGACGGGGAAGUAGACGGCGAUUAUAAGCUCCUCACUCCCGAGGAGCUGCUGUCCAAUGACGUGGACACACUGCGCAUGAUGGUGACGGAGCGGAAGGAGGAGGAGGGCGGCCGCAGCAAGGGCCAGCAGCCGUCUGCGGCGGCGGCAGCGGCGGCGGCAGCGGCAGCCGCAGCAGCGGCAGCAGCGCAAGCAGCGGCGGCUCAGGCAGCUCAGGCGCAGGCGGCAGCACAGGCACAGACCGCGGCGCUGCCAGCCGCGGCGGCAGCGGCGGCAGCGGCGGCGGCGGCAGCGGCGCAACCAACGGGCGCGCCAGCGGCGCCAGCAGCUGCAGCGCUGGCGGCACCGCCGCCCGCAGCAGCUGAGAAGGGGGUGGGCAAGGAGAAGGACAAGGAGAAGGGGACAGAGCGGGAAAAGGCAGCGGACAAGGCGGGUGCUAGUACGCCUGCUGCCGCGCCGGCCGUCAAGACGGAAGCGCCCGCCUCCACAGGGCCUACGCCCAUGGAGGAGGACACACAGCCGCCGCCGAGUGCCGCUACCGCGCCCGCGGCCGCCGCCGCAGCGGAUGCAGGCGGUGUGGAUGCAGGCGGCUCAGAAGCAGGCGGCGCAGCUGCGGCGGGGCCAGCUGCGGCGGGCAGCGGCAUUGAGGUGCCGGCAAGCUCGGUGAUCACGCUGCGGGGGCACGACUCGGAGGUGUACAUCUGCCAGUGGAACCCCACGGCAAACCUACUAGCAUCCGGGUCCGGCGACGCCACUGCUCGCAUCUGGAACCUGUCGACGGCCGCCGGCGCCAACUGCCAGAAGGCGGUGGUGCUCAAGCACGAGAACAUUGCGGCUCCAGCGCCCAACCACUUCAUGAUGCAGGGCAAGGACGUGACAACGUUGGACUGGAAUGGCGAUGGCUCGCUGCUGGCCACCGGCUCCUACGACGGCUUCGCGCGGAUAUGGACCAAGGAGGGCAAGCUGAAGAGCACGCUCGAGCAGCACACGGGUCCCAUCUUCGCGCUCAAGUGGAACAAGCGCGGCGACAUGCUGCUGAGCGGCAGUGUGGAUAAGACCGCCAUUGUGUGGGACGCCAAGACCGGCAGCGCAAAGCAGGUGUUCGCCAUGCACACAGCCCCCACGCUGGACGUGGACUGGCGCAACAACACCUCGUUCGCGUCUUGCUCCACGGACAAGCUCAUCCACGUGUGCAAGCUGGGCGAGCACGGCGCCGUCAAGACCUUCACCGGACACACCGACGAGGUCAAUGCCAUCCGCUGGGACCCCUCCGGCCGCUGGCUGGCCUCCUGCUCCGACGACCGCACCGCCAAGGUGUGGUCUCUCAGCAGCGACAAGCCGGCGCAUGACUUCCGCGAGCACGAGCGCGAGAUCUACACCAUCCGCUGGAGCCCCACCGGCACCGGCACCGCCAAUCCCAACCUGCCGCUGCUGCUGGCCUCCGCCUCCUUCGACAAGACGGUGCGGCUGUGGGACGUGGAGGUGGGGCGCUGCCUGCACAAGCUGGCCAAGCACAGUGAGCCCGUGUACAGCGUGGCCUUCUCGCCGAAUGGCAAGCUGGUCGCGACGGGCAGCUUCGACCGCUGGAUGUACAUCUGGAGUGCGGUGGACGGCAGCCUGAUCAAGUCGUUCAAGGGCAGCGCGGGCAUCUACGAGGUGUGCUGGGACCACGAGGGCGACCGCGUGGCGGCGUGCUUUGCCAACAAGACCGUGUGCGUGGUGGACAUCAGGAAGUGAGGGGGCGUGGGCGUGGGAGACGCUGGCCCCAAGGCCUGCAAGUGGGCUGGUGGUGAUGUGGUGUGGAGAGAGUGGAAGUUGAUUGUACUGGCCGGCACAGGUUGAAAGCGGCCGCUAGCCGCUUGGAAGGUGGGGUCCUACCUAAGCAAGGACAUGGCAGCGCUUUUCAAGCGAGUUAGCACGCUAGCACGUCGUGCUCUUGCUCUUGCCCUUUAGGUGUUGACGGAGAUGGAAGUGUGUUCCUCAGGUCUGGGCAGGGCAGAGCCUCGACUAGUUCUGGGUGCGAUCCGUAGCAGAGUUGAACACAUAUGUGGAGAGAGUGAAAGUGGGGAGAUUGUCAUAAGUUGACAAGGAUGCGAAAUGAGAUUCACACGCCGUGCAGGCUGCUGGGACGGCUUGAGUGAACUGGUGGGUUGAUCCUGUCUUAGGUCCUGAGUGGUCGUCUGUCCUAGUCGCAAGCUCAACACAUUGUUCGCGUGUGGGGACGCCGCGUUGGCGAGAGUCACGGAUGGCCCUAAUACACCAUCGGGGCAUGACGCACCGUGGAGAGCACUGCAAAACUCAUGGUCCGGCUUGCCGACUGUCCCUAACAUAGUAACAUGCCAAGCCCUCAAGCGUAUGACCAGGCCAGGAUGUUCAGGAUGC
This is a messenger RNA of Chlamydomonas reinhardtii, 2761 nucleotides long. RefSeq lists its product as uncharacterized. The record is from RefSeq and is a predicted model, not a curated record. Gene Ontology annotation, molecular function: transcription corepressor activity; protein binding. Gene Ontology annotation, cellular component: histone deacetylase complex. Gene Ontology annotation, biological process: regulation of transcription by RNA polymerase II. The transcript has 8 exons. NCBI's taxonomy places the organism in Eukaryota, Viridiplantae, Chlorophyta, Chlorophyceae, Chlamydomonadales, Chlamydomonadaceae. Bases 167 to 2116 code for a protein of 649 amino acids.